AUGGAGGUUGGAGUAAUUUCGAUAGCGUGCAGCAAACUCUCUACUUCGACACCAUUUCACCUCAAAACCUACGAGCUUUCUCUCUUGGGUCGAAUCGUUCCACCCAUUUACAUUCCUAUGAUCCUUUUCUAUCCCCUGAACCAAAUUCACACGAACCAGCUUUCCUUUACCCAUAUUAUCUCCAAAACAAGACAGCAGCUAAAGCAAUCCUUGUCAGAAACUUUAACUCGGUUUUAUCCUCUUGCUGGAAGGGUCAAAGAUUAUAUUUCCAUUGAUUGUAAUGACGAGGGGGUUUACUACGUAGAGGCCCGAGUCACUGGUUCUUUGUUUGAGUUUCUCAACCAGCCUGAUCUUUCAUCAAUUCACAAAUUCCUUCCGGAUGGAGAGGAUAAUAAAGCUGAAGCAGUCCCAGGAGACCACGUGGCGAAGAUACAGCUUGGGCUGCUAUGGGCAAUUGCCAAACUCAAGGCCAACGCAACCAGCUCAAGUGUGCCGAAUCCCACGCUCUUUGAGGCAGUUUCAGCAAUUCUCUGGAAAUGCAUGUUCUCUGCGAUUAAGGUAAAACCCGGAAUUCAGAAACCCAGUUUGAUAACCCACGCAGUAAAUAUGCCGUCAAGAGCAGUGCCUCCUAUUUCAGAAAAUCUUAUGGGCAAUUCCCUCUGGCUGGCCACUGCAAUGUCACCAUUUAACGAAACACAGCUGCAAACUUUGGCAUGCAAGUUGAGGGAAGUGAUUAAAAAAGUUGAUGGUGAUUUUGUGAAGAACCUACAGGGAGAUGAAGGGCUGCAGGUUAAGCUUAGUGAGCUUAUAAAAGAGGUGGGCGAAAACUUUUCUAGUGAAGUUGAUUAUAUUGCGUUUAAUAGUUGGUAUAACUUCGGUAUAUAUGAGAUUGAUUUUGGCUGGGGAAAGCCGAUUUGGGCGAGUGCUGUUGGUUCAGCCAAAUGAAUGCCAGUGAUUUUGAAUGUUGCUGUUCUUAUGGAUACACGAGUGGGGGACGGAAUUGAAGCAUGGGUGUUUUUGGAUGAACAAGACAUGGCUGUAUUAGAACAUGAUGAAGAGCUCCUGGCUUUUGCUUCCUUAGAUUCAAGUCCUCUUAAUCACUCAUCUAGCAUCAAAUGUGUUAUGCCUGAAAAUGUAUGGUUGACGCAGAGCCCAGUCAGUACAAAUGGUCAGAGUCUAGGUAGAUCUUACAACCAUUCAGGUGCGAUCACGUCGCAUGCUGGCGUGUGGAGCAUGCUCCUACCAGUGCAGUGGGUGUGCGCCAGACUGACGAGAGGCUGGAUGUCGUCUACGUAUCCAAUCCCUACAUAA
Pistacia vera is the source of this 1311-nucleotide messenger RNA. RefSeq names its product vinorine synthase-like. NCBI's taxonomy places the organism in Eukaryota, Viridiplantae, Streptophyta, Magnoliopsida, Sapindales, Anacardiaceae. The record is from RefSeq and is a predicted model, not a curated record.